UCUUCUUCUGCUUCUUCUUCUUCGCUGGCGGGGAGAGCAUCCUGUUUACGUAGCCUCAAGUACAACAACAACGACGACGACGACGGCGGCGGCACUUGAGUUGUGUUAUGUCAUAAAAAAUAUCUUUCUUUCAACCGGGAGGGAGGCUCGUUUUGUUGCGCUUGUUUCGCCUGAGAUGCUCCGUUUUCGCCGCUAGCAAUUCGGACGACGGGACCACACACUCCGGGUGCCAUGGCGGACGGCAUCAUGAGCAAAGCGGCCACCAUGGAGAUCCCAAUCAACGGCAACGGCGACACGGGCACGCUAGCGGAGGACGACGGCCUCGAGCAGGCUACAAAGCUGCAGUGGCGUUUAGAUGAGAAGGUAGGAUGCGGCAGAGGCGCCAGGGACCUGCACCAGGUGAUGGUGUCGGGGCCGAACCUCAACGAGACCAACAUCGUGUCGGGCGGUUACGGCGGCACGGCGGAGGGAAUCAUCCCCACCGGAUCCAUCAAAGGCCCGGCUGUGCGCUACAACCCCGACUUUAACAAACGGAUCCCGGUCACAGGAUUAGGUCCCGGCAUGCAUCGCAGCGCCAGCAGCUCGUCUAUGGCGGCGGAGGAGGCCACCCGAGGCGUGGCAGUGGAGAAGCUGGAGACUGUCAAGAAGUGGGGUCUCAACACUUACAAGUGCACCAAGCAGAUGAUCUCGGAGCGUUUCGGGCGUGGCUCGCGGACCGUGGACCUGGACCUGGAGGCCCAGAUCGAGCUGCUGAGGGACACCAAGCGCAAAUAUGAGAGCGUGCUGCGACUGGCCCGAGCGCUCACCAAUCAUUUCUACAACAUGGUGCAGACGCAGCACGCGCUGGGCGACACCUUCGCAGACCUCAGUCAGAAGUCGCCGGAGCUUCGGGACGAGUUCGGCUACAACGCGGAGACCCAGAAGCUGCUGUGCAAGAACGGCGAGACUCUUCUGGGCGCCAUUAACUUCUUUGUGUCCAGCAUCAACACGCUGGUCAACAAGACCAUGGAGGACACGCUCAUGACCAUCAAGAUGUACGAAAACGCCAGGUUGGAAUUCGACGCGUACCGGUCGGACCUGGAGGAGCUGAGCUUGGGGCCCCGGGACGCGGCGGCCGUGGCCCGCAUUGACGCGGCGCAGCAGCAGUACCAAGUCCAGAAGGACAAGUAUGAACGACUGCGCUCUGACGUCACCAUCAAACUCAAGUUCCUGGAGGAAAACAAGGUGAAGGUGAUGCACAAGCAGCUGUUGCUCUUCCACAACGCCAUCUCGGCCUACUUCGCCGGCAACCAGCAGCAGCUGGAGGAAACGCUCAAGCAGUUCAACAUCAAGCUCAAGCCGCCCGGCGCCGACAAGCCAUCCUGGCUGGAGGAGCAGUGAGCGCCGCCGGCGCAGUGGAGGACGCCUAAACCCUCCCCGUCCCCCGUCCCCCGUCCCCCGUCCCCCUCGCCCGCCCCGCUCGAACCCGACGACGCAAGUAGGCCAGUUUUCCCGGAACCUUCUAAUAUUGUGCGUUUUCAUGUUGACCGAGCGGACUGAAUGCUAUCAAAACACUACCCAAUCAAAAUGGAGGAAAUGCCAAGGGGACAUUUUGAAUCAGUGUACAUGGCAAAUUUGUGUCGUUUGUUUGUUUUUAUUGUUGAAAACGUUUUUUUAUUCAUUAUUAUUUCUAGUCGGCAUGACUCAGCCAACAUGCAAAUUUGUUGACCAAACCACUUUAUCUUGUAAUAUUAUUACAUUCAUGUGGUAUUUUCUUUUUUUUUUUUUUUUUGGUAAUGAUUUGAAGGAUUCACAGCGAACGUUCGCUAUCCAACGCAUUGUUUCCCAAUCUUUGGUAAGCCCGGGUCCAUAUUUUACAUCAGAAAUAUCUCACGCCGCCAAACUAAAAUGUCUACCGUGAACCCGUUCAUCGCGGGGUUCGGGUUAACUGUCGAGCUAGUUGUCGCUCCCCGUGCACCAGUUGAAAAAAAAAUAAAAUAUAUAUAUCUAUAUAUAUAUAGAUAUAUAGAUAUAUAGAUAUAUUUUUAAGAUCAACUUAAACUUAGAAGCUCUCGUAGCAAUCAAUCGGCAGUCGAAGUCUUUGGAACGCUGCACUCCUCGCUCGUUGACUUCGUGCAAGAGUGAACGUGUCCCCCAAAAUAAUUUUAUACACUGAAAGACGUCAGAAAACGGCAAAAUGUCGUUCGUGAACGCGCCGACAAACAGCUCCGAUUUCUAAGAAAAAAAUAAUAAGAUAGAUAUUUUAUUUGUGUACGUUGGAAGCUGAAGUGAUGUGUUCUUGUCAAGUAUGGAUGAUGAAGGAUCACGCCGCCCGCCAAAACCUCACACCCCCAGAAAUUAAAAAAAGUAAUUUUCAAA
Phyllopteryx taeniolatus (common seadragon) is the source of this 2358-nucleotide messenger RNA. RefSeq names its product ADP-ribosylation factor interacting protein 2b (gene arfip2b). Gene Ontology annotation, cellular component: trans-Golgi network membrane. Gene Ontology annotation, molecular function: phospholipid binding; protein domain specific binding. The record is from RefSeq and is a predicted model, not a curated record. The coding region runs from base 232 to 1380 and encodes 382 amino acids. NCBI's taxonomy places the organism in Eukaryota, Metazoa, Chordata, Actinopteri, Syngnathiformes, Syngnathidae. Gene Ontology annotation, biological process: intracellular protein transport; regulation of Arp2/3 complex-mediated actin nucleation. The transcript has 10 exons.